This is a messenger RNA of Myotis myotis, 875 nucleotides long. RefSeq names its product mitochondrial ribosomal protein S36 (gene KGD4). The transcript has 4 exons. NCBI's taxonomy places the organism in Eukaryota, Metazoa, Chordata, Mammalia, Chiroptera, Vespertilionidae. The coding region runs from base 80 to 388 and encodes 102 amino acids. Gene Ontology annotation, biological process: 2-oxoglutarate metabolic process. The record is from RefSeq and is a predicted model, not a curated record.
GGCCCGCCCCCGGCUGCCCGGGACUCCGGUUGUCGCCGCGGCUCGAGCGCCCCGGAAGCUGCCCCUUCUCGGGGUCGUGAUGGGCAGCAAGAUGGCGUCCGCUAGCAGGGUCGUGCAGGUAGUCAAGCCACAUACUCCAUUAAUAAGGUUCCCUAACAGAAGAGACAAUCCUAAACUAGAUGUAUCAGAAGCUGUGAGAUCAACAGGAGUACCAUCUCACUCUUCUUCAAUUUCACAGCAUUCUAAGGGAAGUAAAUCGUCAGAUUGGCUGAUGCAUCAGGGUCCACCAGACACUGCAGAAAUAAUAAAAACAUUACCUCAGAAAUACAGAAGGAAACCUGUGUCUCAAGAAGAAGUCGAAUAUAUCCAACGUGGAGGUCCUGAAUAAUCACUGACACUAUGGCUGCUGUUUGUUAUCAAACAAAAGAAUAAUCUUUACAAUAAAGGACUUCCAAAAUGACUAAUGAGAAAUUAUACAUUAAACAACUUUAACAAAUAUUCUGUAAAAAAAAAAAAAAAAAGAAAGAAAUAUAGAAAACUUAGAUAGACACUGUAUUUCUUAAUUUAUGUAUCUUGGCAGCUUUUCCACAAGCUUACCUAAUUGUUUAUUUACUUUAUACUUAUUAAAGUACACAUUUAAAAAUGUUAGUCUAUUAAUUUACUCUUAUUAUCAAGUAUUACCAGUGUUUAACUAUUAAAAGCACACAAUGUCUAAUAAACCAUCAUAGAUUUCCCAUAAUUUCACUUUUCUUUCGGUUUCUGUUUAGACAUUAGUUUAUCAGGCAGAAUUGCUUUUUGGAAGUGAUUUUCCUGAAAUUGGAUGAGGAUAGGUGAAAUAAUGACUCCAUUAUUUGUUAAUUCUCUUAGCAUUUUUU